This is a messenger RNA of Otolemur garnettii (small-eared galago), 1125 nucleotides long. It is a transcript of the gene NAT16, whose product is annotated as N-acetyltransferase 16 (putative). The record is from RefSeq and is a predicted model, not a curated record. NCBI's taxonomy places the organism in Eukaryota, Metazoa, Chordata, Mammalia, Primates, Galagidae.
AUGAAGGUGGAUACUGGCUGUGGUGCAGCCACUGCAGACAUAGAUAAACCAGAAAAGGACCAGAGAGGUGUGGAGCUGAGAGCCCAGACCCUGCCACAGGAGACAGGGACCAAGUCUAUGGACCAGUCCUUAAGGGCCAAGCCUCAAUCCGGAUCAGGGCCUGAGGCAGAGGCAGAGCCAUUGGACUUUGUGGUGGCCACAAAACAGGAGUUUUAGGAGGUGUUGGCCAUCUCCGAGGAUAUCUGCAGUGGCCUUGACUACCUCCCCAGCCACUACCACAGCUGGCUCCAGGUUCCUGAACGCGGUUGUUUUGGCCAAGUGCAGGGAGGAGUGAUCUCUCUGGAGUCAGUGAAAGUGAUCGACACCAGGCAGACGGCGCUGGUGGUGGGACUGCGCAUGGCCCCCUGGGAACACUGCAAGGGAGUGGUUGGACUGCUGCAGCGCUUCUGCUCACAGCUGGCCAAGCAACAGCCCCCCGGGGUCAAGGUGGCACCGCCCCGGAACGACCAGCUGGGCCCCCAGGAGCUGAAGAAAUACCGCCUAAUCACCAAACAGGGCAUAGUUUUGGUUCGAUUCAAUGCGUCCGCGUUACUGGCCCAGCUGGGCGCGCGGUUGGCAGCGCAUUGGACCUGCGGCACCUUCUGGCCGCUGCCCAUCGAGGCUGUGUCCGAGGCAGGCGGCGACGUGGCACACCUCUUGCUGUUGCCCUCCGUGCAGCGCGACGUGCUUCCGGGUGGGAUCAUCAUCUAGGUCUGGCGGCAGCCCUACUGGCCAAGUGAAAGCAACCUCAGCCUGCUGGCGGCCAAGGGCCUAGAAUGGUGAGUGGACAGUCGCACGAGCCCGCGCGUGCUCACGCUGUGCACACGCCCCUUCCCCAUGCCGCAUGGAGGCAACCGCACUAGGCGCUACCUCAACCUUGACGCCUUUGGCAGCGAUGGUGGGCAGGUGCAGAACCAGCUCCUGUGGCACCUGCAACGUCAAGUCCAGCGCCUCGAAGGUCUCAACGUCAUGUACCAGCUCUUCCUGGUACUCCAGCUGCGGUCACAGGUGGCUGACUUCUGUCAAGUUGGCUUGGGACUUGAGCUAGUCAAGGGUUACACUGAACAGUACCUGCUGGAGGCCUGA